Molecule: messenger RNA, 1848 nt
Organism: Cicer arietinum (chickpea)
Lineage: Eukaryota; Viridiplantae; Streptophyta; Magnoliopsida; Fabales; Fabaceae
Product: mitotic checkpoint protein BUB3.3
Molecular function (GO): protein binding
Source: RefSeq, a predicted model, not a curated record
GUUUGCCUUACCUUGAGGAUUGCAGACAUUAAGAUUUGAGAAGCCCUAAAAAAAAGAAUGUGGAUGAAUUCAGGGAUUUGAACCCGACGUGAAUCGAACACGCAACCUUCUGAUCUGGAGUCAGACGCGCUACCAUUGCGCCACGGAUCCACAUGUUGUUUAUUUCUAUACUUAAACAUACUUGUUCGAGAUUACAUCUUCGAAACCAAAACACACUAAGCGCGAAGAAAUACGUUCAAAUUACACACACAAAGCUCUACUUUGUUCUUUGAAAAUGAACGCAAACAGCACGCAAUCGAAGAAGUUGGAGAUUCCAAUAAACGACGCCGUUUCCAGAAUCCGAUUUGCAUCUCACUCUAACAACCUCCUCAUUUCAUCAUGGGACUCUAAUCUUCGUUUAUAUGAUUUCGACGCCUCUGUGCUCAGACUCGAAGCUCCUUCACAAGCUUCUCUUCUCGAUUGUUGUUUCCAAGAUGAUAAUGACUCCGUUGCUUUCACUGCUGCUUCUGAUGGAUUCAUCCGAAGGUAUGACUUGCAUUCUGGAAUUAUUGACCCAGUGGGUAGUCACGAUGACAUGGCAACAUGUAUUGGAUAUUCCAAUGAAACAUGUCUGUUAAUUACAUCUGGGUUUGACAAGAAGUUAUUGUCAUGGGACGUUCGUAUGAAGAAGGCUUUUUCAUUAUCGAAAAGUCUAGAUGCAGAGACGGACACCAUGUCUGUCUCUGGGUUUUUGGUUACUGUAGGCAUUGGAGCAUCUGUCCAUGUUUAUGAUUUACGUAACUUCGACAAACCAAUUCUAUCAAUGGAGCCUUGCAAUGGCACCCGAUUGAGAUGUGUCAGUUCAAUUCCUUAUGCAGAAGGAUUUGCAGUUGGAUCAGUGGAUGGACGGGUUGCAUUGCAGGUUUCCAAUUCAUCCAAUUCAAAUGACAUUGGAUAUACAUUCCGGUGUCAUCCAAGAUCAAAAGAUGGUCAGCAUCAUUUGGCAUCAGUGAACGACAUUGCGUUCAGUCCACUUGUGUCUGGUGCUUUUGUCACUGGUGAUGAUGAAGGUUAUGCUACCAUAUGGGAUGCUAGAAGUAGGAAAAGGCUAGUUGAGUUUCCCAGGUACUCAAAUAGUGUUGCAUCCUUAUCUUAUAACCAUUCGGGACAACUUCUAGCUGUAGCAUCAAGUUAUACUUACCAAGAAGCAAAAGAAAUAGAAGAGCCUCCACAAGUGUUUAUCCAUGAAGUGGACAACAUUGAUAUCGGAUCAAGUUCUGCUCGGAGGAAACGUUAAGGAUUGACAAUAUGCUUGCCAAAAGUAACUAUGACGACACAGAUUUGAUGAAAACCUCAAGGAAACAUCUAAAGGUGGAGUAGAGCAUAACUUGAAAAGAUUGGAAAGACCUUUGAGAGAAAGAGGAUCAAAGAGGCACUAGAGAAAGGGUGACUACUUUGAUGAAAGAAUUUUGUAAGGAUGCCUCGGCCUAGUUAUUUGAUUUCUUCCAAGCCCAUUUUGUAAGGAUGCCUCGGCCUAGUCUUCUUUGAGGGAUAUAUUCCCUUUUAAUUUAUUUUUUUAGUUGAUGCCAUGUGUAAGAGAAUAUAGUAUUUCCUCCCCUUAAACUUAGCUAAAUUUAGGAAUAUAAUGUAAGCCAAUGUGCAGUCCUAGUAAUUGGAGCCUAGUAUGGCCCGUUUUAGGAAAUACAUAAGACUUACCUUAGUAAGCUUUGGUGACUUUAUUUGUCUUUUAGCUUAGAAUGAAUGAAAUUUCUCAUUUGAGAAUUGAGUAGAGCAUAUUGUCUCCCCCUAAUUUAUUGGAAUAGAGUUUAUUGAAUUAUAUCAAUGACAUCCUUAUUGUUGUGGUGUUUC